Molecule: messenger RNA, 642 nt
Organism: Capsicum annuum
Lineage: Eukaryota; Viridiplantae; Streptophyta; Magnoliopsida; Solanales; Solanaceae
Exons: 3
Coding region: 1-642 (213 amino acids)
Molecular function (GO): zinc ion binding
Source: RefSeq, a predicted model, not a curated record
AUGGCAAAAUCAUAUUCAAAGAUUGAAUUUCACAGUUUAAUGGAGAAGGUGGAGGCAGUUGAUGUUAGAGUGAAGAAUUACUUGAAUUUGACGGGAUACGAUAAGUGGGCUAGCUCAUGUGCAUCAGUUCAUAGGGGAUGGACUUUGAUAUCUAACAUUGCCGAAUCAAUUAAUGCUGCACUAGUAUCGGCUAGAGAACUACCAAUAUAUGAUUUUCUAGAGGAAGUUAGAUUGAUGUUUGGUAGAUGGAACUCUGAAAACAGACAACAAGCAUUGUAUACUUUUACAGAUCUUAUUGGUAAGUUUCAAGAAAUUCUACAACAGAAUGAAGCGGAGAGUACACGUAUGAAGGUUAUACCUGCAUCGGAAUAUAUCUAUACAGUCCACGAUAAGGAGAAAUGUUUUAUUGUUUGUCUUAAUGAAAAGAAAUGUUCUUGCAAUGCAUUUCAGUUGAAUGAGAUACCAUGUGUUCAUACUUGUGAAGUUCUUGAUAGGAAGAAUUUUAAGAAGGAACUAUAUUGCUCUGAUCUAUACAAAUCAAAAACAAUCUUGAGAACAUAUGAUGUUUCAGUUUAUCCUCUACCACACAAAGACGACUGGAUAAUUCCAAAUGAAAUUUUGGUUGAGAUGGAUGAACAAUAA